AUGUCCGAGAGUCCUGGACCUCGACGGCGGCGCCAGACCGCCCCAAAAAGCUCCCGUCCAUGUGACGCGUGCCGCCGGCGGAAAACCCGAUGUAUUGUCGAUACUGGCCAGCAAACGUGCAACGUCUGCAUUCAGAAAAAAAAUGACUGCACUUUCUUAGAACAUCCUCCCAAGCGUUCAGUUCCUGCACCUGUGCAGCCUAGCGAUGAAGAAGUCCGGAUCCCGUCAGUGCCGUCGCCAAGUCAAGUCCUCAGUCCUCGUUACAACGCGAGCCCUACGGUCAACUUGGGCGCUAUCACGGUCUCUGAUGGAUUGGAGACGCAGAAUCACACAGCGGAACCUUUGGAGCAAACAGAAGACUUUGAAAGAUCGCUUGGGCUGAACUCCACCAAAUUCGCCGAGUUGUAUGGGCUUGGCAGUGACAUGGAACCCAUUCUUAUGAGGCAUCGCCCAUACUCUGCCGUCUACAACGAAUACACAUUGCCGACACACUCCAUACGACGGGUCCUGGGACAUGACCAAAACGUUGACUAUCCUGUCACGUUCCACAUGGCAAGUAUGAUGGAAUAUUAUUUGAUCUUGUCUGCUCUCUUUGAGGGCCAUCACCACGCUGUAGACUCAAUCGAGGCCUGCGUCAAACCUCAUGGGGAAAAGUUACUCCGGCUCUUUUGGAAGCUCAUUCAUCCCUCAUAUCCCAUCAUCCACAAGGACGGAUUCAUCGACAGGUACAAACUAUCCUACCGCCACAUUGAUGCGCCACUUUUGGGUGCAGUGUAUCUGAAUGCGAUCAACUGGUGGUUCUAUGAUUCAAACCUGUCAAACCAGCCAGCUAUUGAUGUUACCACCCUGCGAAGGCUCACACUACAACAUAUCCAGGAUUCCUACCACCGACCUCGCCUCACAUCGAUUGAAGCGACUUUAUUGCUACUACAGUGCAAGCCGGAAGAUCCUCUCAAUCCGGACCAUACCUUUGCCUGGGGCCUGACUUCACAGGCUUUAUCGGUAGGACAAGCUUGUGGGCUACAUCUCGAUGCAUCGGCGUGGGCAAUUCCCAGUUGGGAAAGAACUUUGCGAAAACGAGUAAGUUGGGCUAUCUACAUGCAAGAUGUUUGGACUGCCCUUGCGCAUGGCAGGCCUAGCCAUAUAAGCGAAGAUGACUGGGGCGUCCUCCCUCUCAACGAAGUAGACUUCGAGAGUACGGAAAAUGUGAGCUUCUUGUACUUACAAUCGCUCACUACGAUACUGCAUACUGUCCUCAAGACCUUUUACACUGUCAAAUCUACAACCCAGCAGGACACGUUGAAGUUGAAAGAACAGGCGCAACCGAUCCUCAGCUCUCUCGAUCAGUGGCACUCUGCAUUACCUCCGUCACUUGCAAUAUCCAACAUCCCGGCGAGAGAACUAUGCGCAAACGGCAACAUUCACCUCGCUUAUUAUGGUGUGAAGAUCAACGUUCUCAGGAGGCUAGUACGCUCGACUGCACUUGCGCCGCUCUGCCUUGACAUGGCAGCCCUGACGGCGAUUCGAGUGCAGGCUCACGAGACGGCUCAGCAGGCUACUUCACUCGUAGCGUCUUUACGACUAGAGCAUCUGGACGGCUUUUGGUACUUCGCAACACCAUAUUUGUUCUCAGUCAUCGGAUCCUUCCUCACAUUACUACUAGUCACGAGUCUUACGCCAGCAGAACGUGACCAUUGGCGCGAGUCCUUGAGAGCCUACCUUUGGACGUUGCGUCUCAUGAGCAAAACAAACGAGCCGAUACGAUACGCAGUCAAUCGCUUGGAAGGGGCAAUUCUUCGCGGUCUGGAGCAUGCACUUGAGUUCACGGUGGAGGGAACCUCGCCUGUGGCUUUCGAAGCUACGCCUGGUCAUUUCAACGCGGACCCGGACGCCUUCGCGCUCGGUUUUGGUUUCACGGAAGGCUUCGAUGCAACUGAAAUGGAUCUGGAUGCUUUCGAUUUCUUGAGCAAUGCUACGCUAGGCUGA
Molecule: messenger RNA, 1986 nt
Organism: Paraphaeosphaeria sporulosa
Lineage: Eukaryota; Fungi; Ascomycota; Dothideomycetes; Pleosporales; Didymosphaeriaceae
Exons: 4
Coding region: 1-1986 (661 amino acids)
Biological process (GO): DNA-templated transcription
Cellular component (GO): nucleus
Molecular function (GO): DNA-binding transcription factor activity, RNA polymerase II-specific; zinc ion binding; DNA binding
Source: RefSeq, a predicted model, not a curated record